Molecule: messenger RNA, 411 nt
Organism: Jatropha curcas
Lineage: Eukaryota; Viridiplantae; Streptophyta; Magnoliopsida; Malpighiales; Euphorbiaceae
Source: RefSeq, a predicted model, not a curated record
AUGGCACAAAUGUGGCUUCUCCGGCUGCCAAAAUAUACCUCCACUACCACCACUAAAACUGGCGCAUCUGAUACUACGACCACCACUGCCACCACCAGCACCAGCACCGCGGUCAAAAACACAGUCGAAAAGAAUGGCGGUACACAAGACUGUUGUUGUUGGGGUUUAAGAAAGGUUUUGAAGAAGUUGAAAAGGCAAGGGAGAAUGCUACGCGCCGCCACUACGAGUAGGCAAUCAUCAUUGGAGUGCCGAUAUGAUCCACUGAGCUAUUCUCUUAACUUUGAUACGAGUGGGUGUGGGAGUUUGGUAGAUGAUCAAGAUUACUAUCAGUUUUGUGCUUUCUCUUCAAGAUUCGUAGGGAAUAUUCCAAGAACUUCUUCUUAUCCAAGACUAGUCUCUCCAUCUCACUAG